Molecule: messenger RNA, 1491 nt
Organism: Nelumbo nucifera (sacred lotus)
Lineage: Eukaryota; Viridiplantae; Streptophyta; Magnoliopsida; Proteales; Nelumbonaceae
Source: RefSeq, a predicted model, not a curated record
AUGGCCAAACUCAUAGCCUUCUCUGCUCUUUCCACAUCAGGCAGCCUCGAGCAUGCCCAAGCCAUCUUUGAAGAGGCCUCUAUGGACAAUUACUUCAUCUGUAAUACCAUGAUUAGAGCUUACUCUCAGAGCGUCUUCCCCAUCAAAGCUGUUCUUCUCUAUAAUCAGAUGCAAUGCAUGAAUGUCAGGUCUGAUAAUUUCACGUACCGGUUUGUGCUCAGGGCCUGUGCUAGGGUUUUGUUGAGGAAAGAAGAUGAAAGGCACGAUGGUUCUGUUAUUGCUCAAAAGGGAGCUGAGAUUCAUUGCAGGGCUCUUCACUCGGGUCUCGUUUGUGAUCAUUUCGUUCAAAAUUCCUUAAUCUAUAUGUACUCGCAAUGCGGGUUUCUUAAUCUCGCACGUCGAAUAUUUGAUGAAAUGUCGGAUAGGACCGUAGCUUCCUGGAAUAUCAUGAUUGCAGCGUAUAAUAGAAUUAGCGAUUUUGACUCAGCCGAUUUAUUGAUGCAGUCGAUUCCUGUGAAAAAUGUGGUUUCUUGGAAUACCCUGCUUUUCCGUCUUGUUAAGAUGAACGAUAUUGAAGGUGCAAGAAGGUUGUUUGAGGAAAUGCCUGAGAAGGACGCUGUUUCUUGGAAUUCACUAAUUGCUGGUUAUGUCCAGAAUAAGGAUUACCGUGGGGCAUUGGAGCUGUUUCAUGAAAUGCAGGUCAACGGAGUUGAGGCCACAGAGGUAACACUUAUAUCUGUGCUGGGUGCAUGUGCAGAAACGGGGGCUUUGGAGAUUGGUAGGAAGAUUCAUGAUUUUUUGAAACAAAAAGAAUUGAAAAUUGAAGGAUUCUUGGGAAAUGCCCUUGUUGAUAUGUAUGCCAAGUGUGGAAUCUUGAAGUUUGCUUGGGAAGUUUUUAAUGGAAUGAGGAUGAGGCAUGUGAGCUGCUGGAACUCAAUGAUUGUGGGCUUGGCUGUUCAUGGUUACAGUGUAGAAGCUUUAGAGUUGUUUUCAGCCAUGGAGAAGGGAGUUGAUGAUGCUAGACCUAACCGGGUUACAUUUAUUGGUGUUCUAAUUGCUUGUAGCCAUAAUGGUAUGAUCGAAGAGGGUCACCGGUUUUUUAGCCGUAUGAUUGGAAAAUACAAGAUCAGGCCUGAUAUCAAGCAUUAUGGAUGCAUGGUUGAUCUUCUUAGCAGAUGGGGUUUGCUGGAAGAAGCUCAUCAAAUUAUUAAGACGAUGCCAUUUGAUGCAAACUGUGUGCUUUGGAGGACAUUGUUAAGUGCUUGCAGGGUCCAUGGGAAUGUGGAAUUAGCAGAGGAAGCCUUUAGGAGGCUUGCUGACUUAGAAUUUGUUAGAGAUGGAGAUUAUGUUUUAAUGUCAAACAUUUAUGCUGAAGCUAACAGAUGGAAUGAUGUUGGAAGACUGAGGAGGGAGAUGCUUAACCAGGGUGUCCUGAAGAAACCUGGUUCCAGCCAAAUUGAGGUAAAGCAAUUAAAUACUGUUUUGAAUUGA